AGGGCUGAUGAGUGUGCGUGUGUGUGUGCGUGUGUGUGUGUGCAGCAGGAGAGCGGGAGUCUGUCGCUGAUUCUGAGUUUUUUUUAAUCUCAACUUCAUUAAAAUGGACACGUUAAAUACACUGAAACAGUUUGACGCGUAUCCUAAAACUCUGGAGGAUUUCCGGGUGAAGACGUGGGGAGGAGCCACCGUGACCGUCAUCAGCGGCGUCAUCAUGUUUAUCCUGUUUGUGUCUGAACUGCAGUAUUAUCUCACUAAAGAGGUUCACCCUGAACUCUACGUCGACACGUCACGAGGGGACAAACUGAAAAUCAACAUCGAUGUGAUUUUCCCUCACAUGCCCUGUGCCUAUCUCAGUAUAGACGCGAUGGACGUGGCCGGUGAGCAGCAGCUGGACGUCGAGCACAAUUUGUUCAAAAAGCGCCUGGACACAGAUCUCAAUCCUGUCACCCACGAGGCAGAGAAACAUGAACUCGGUCCGGCUGAAGAAGGUGAAGUGUUUGACCCAAGCUCACUGGACCCAGACCGAUGUGAGAGCUGCUACGGAGCCGAGACUGAAGACCUCAAAUGCUGCAACAGCUGUGAUGAUGUGCGCGAGGCGUACCGGAGGCGUGGCUGGGCGUUUAAAAGUGCAGAAACCAUUGAACAGUGUAAGAGGGAGGGCUUCGUUCAGAAGAUGCAGGAGCAGAAGAACGAAGGCUGCCAGGUUUACGGCUUCCUGGAGGUCAACAAGGUGGCCGGAAAUUUCCACUUUGCUCCAGGAAAGAGUUUCCAGCAGUCGCACGUCCACGUGCACGCUGUGGAAAUUCACGACCUGCAGAGUUUCGGCUUAGACAACAUAAAUAUGACGCAUCACAUAAAACACCUGUCCUUCGGUAAAGAUUACCCCGGCAUCGUGAACCCUCUGGACGGCACGGACGUCACGGCGCCACAAGCAUCGAUGAUGUACCAGUAUUUUGUCAAAAUUGUUCCCACGAUUUACGUGAAAACUGACGGAGAGGUGUUGAAGACAAACCAGUUUUCUGUCACCAGACACGAGAAAGUGGCCAACGGGCUGAUCGGGGACCAGGGGCUGCCGGGCGUCUUUGUUUUAUACGAGCUGUCCCCGAUGAUGGUGAAGUUCACUGAGAAACACAGAUCAUUCACACACUUCCUGACAGGAGUUUGUGCCAUUAUCGGAGGUGUUUUCACAGUGGCCGGUCUCAUCGACUCGCUCAUCUACCACUCAGCUCGAGCCAUUCAGAAGAAAAUAGAGCUGGGUAAGGCUUCUUAACAGCGCCCCCCGCUGGCCUCCACGGUGCAACACAGACUAAGACACGGACACAGAGACAGAAAGGCUGAAAGAAGAAGUUUGGAAACAGAUGACUGCCCCGCCCCCCCCCUAACCCUGAAGGAUCUCCAGGUCCUGUGACACGGAUCAGACGUGGACACACACACACACACACACACACACAGACCCGGAGGAUAUUCGUCCGUCUCCAAACACGUUUUCUUUCCUCCUUCCUGUUGACGUCCUCUGUGGUCGCCGGUGAAAUGCGACCGGAUGUUAACGAGUGCAUCUCUGAGCGAGAGUCACGAGAAGAGGCCGCUUGAUUUUUUCAAACACUUACGUCCCGAGAACUUUCACUGACUCGCCUGUAAUCUCAAUUUAAUUCCCGUGAUUAUAAAGUGAUAUUUUGCUGUAGAUUAUCAAGUGUCAUUGAAUGAGGUACUGACACUAACUGCACCGAGAGCGCCCCCUGCAGCUGAGAGCCAGGCUGAGACCGGGCUGUCGCAGUACCUCAAACAACCACGCUUUAAAAAAAGAAAAUGUAGAUUUUUUUGUGUCACUAUUGAUGUGCAAAGGUCUCUGCUCCAUUUAAAUGUUCAGUGUCCUGCAUGUGAUGUUUUGAUUUGAUGCCGCCAAGAGAAAAAAAAGUGACUUUAUCAAAUGAUUUAACAUUUUCUGUGCUCAAUACACACUGACAUGAAUCUCUGCCUCAUCAGAGGAAACUCCUGAAAACCGCUGUUUUCAGACCUGCACUGAAGUCCACACAUUUUCUCUGUCCACACAAGCCCGGGAACCUGGUUUGAAGUCCUUUAGGCAAAGAGUCAGAAAAGCUUUCAAAACACAGCAGGAGGUCUGCCACCGCUGCUCCAGACAUCCUCCAGAACUUUCCCUGCUAGUUUCCCUGGUCCAAUUCCUGGAAAAGAUCACGGUGAGAUCACGGUGAGAUUACAGUGAGGUCACGGUGAGGUCACAGGGAGGUCACGGUGAGAUCAUGGUGAGGUCACAGGGAGAUCACAUUGAGAUCACGGUGAGGUCACAGGGAGAUCACGGUGAGAUCACAGGGAGAUCACGGUGAGAUCACAGUGAGAUCAUCCAGCCUAUUCAAUGUAAGAGAUUUUAAAUUUUGGAGGUAAAAUUGGAAGAAACUGCUUGUGUUGUGUUUGUUUCUUUGUUCUGUUUGAUAAAAGAACGUCCGCUCUGUGGAA
This is a messenger RNA of Solea senegalensis (Senegalese sole), 2475 nucleotides long. It is a transcript of the gene ergic3, whose product is annotated as ERGIC and golgi 3. NCBI's taxonomy places the organism in Eukaryota, Metazoa, Chordata, Actinopteri, Pleuronectiformes, Soleidae. Bases 104 to 1273 code for a protein of 389 amino acids. The transcript is spliced from 14 exons. Gene Ontology annotation, biological process: endoplasmic reticulum to Golgi vesicle-mediated transport; retrograde vesicle-mediated transport, Golgi to endoplasmic reticulum. Gene Ontology annotation, cellular component: Golgi membrane; endoplasmic reticulum; endoplasmic reticulum membrane. The record is from RefSeq and is a predicted model, not a curated record.